CCCAGAAAAAAGGUGGCAUUCCCUCACGAUCAUAAAGCAAAACAAAAGAAAGGCCAAGCCAAAGAGAAAACAAGAGGAUAGAAUGUUGAGAAAACUUUGUGAACUGCAUUCCAAUUUUCACAAACAAGUAGUCUGUUCAAUCUGCUGUCUCUUGUUUUCUCUCAUCACCAACCAUGACCACAUCCUUGUCAAAGCUAGCAUAUUCAUCUAUGCAGGUUGUUCUCAAGAUAAGUACACACCCAAUUCACCAUUUGAAGCCAACAUCAACUCCUUCCUAUCCUCAAUUGUCAGCUCUUCUUCUCUAUCCAUUUACAACAGUUUUGCUCUCGGAAACGGAACCUCCUCACCGGAAGACGCCCUCUACGGGCUAUACCAAUGCAGGGGUGAUUUGCAGACCACAGACUGCUCAAAAUGCAUUGAAGGUGCAGUUAAUCAAAUAGGCCUUGUUUGUCCGUACUCAUAUGGAGCUUCUUUGCAAUUAGAGGGAUGUUAUGUCCGGUAUGAGCAUGUCGAUUUCUUGGGGAAGCUUGACACUAGUUUGAGGUACAAGAAGUGCGGUAAGAGUGUGAACAAUGAUGUCGAGUUCUUUAGACGUAGGGACGAUGUUAUCGCUGACUUACAAACAGGAAUUGGAUUCAAAGUCAGUAGUUCGGGACUUGUUGAAGGUUUUUCCCAAUGUUUGGGAGAUUUAAGUUCAAGUGAUUGUUCUAAUUGCCUUGCUGAUGCUGUUGGUAAGUUGAAAAACUUGUGUGGAUCUGCUGCUGCUGCUAAUGUGUUCUUGGCUCAGUGUUACGCUCGUUAUUGGGCGUCCGGCUACUAUGAUUCCAAUUCUCCAGAUUCCUCAAGCGAUGAUGAUAUAGGAAAAACAGUAGCAAUUAUUGUUGGAAUCCUAGCAGGUCUAGCCGUUCUAAUCGUUCUACUCUCAAUUUGUCGAAAAUCAAUGGGUUAAUUAAUGAAGAACCAGUUUGUUUUUAAUAUUCUCUUGAUUAAAAAAAGUUUCCUAUAACCAUAUACUUUAUGCUCAUUUUAGAUAUGUAGACAAAUAGAAUAUAUUUGUUUUUGCACAAAAG
Molecule: messenger RNA, 1070 nt
Organism: Tripterygium wilfordii
Lineage: Eukaryota; Viridiplantae; Streptophyta; Magnoliopsida; Celastrales; Celastraceae
Product: plasmodesmata-located protein 8
Exons: 3
Coding region: 83-949 (288 amino acids)
Cellular component (GO): plasmodesma
Source: RefSeq, a predicted model, not a curated record